Colletotrichum destructivum is the source of this 1705-nucleotide messenger RNA. Its product is annotated as Putative endonuclease III-like protein. Gene Ontology annotation, molecular function: oxidized pyrimidine nucleobase lesion DNA N-glycosylase activity; DNA-(apurinic or apyrimidinic site) endonuclease activity; DNA binding. NCBI's taxonomy places the organism in Eukaryota, Fungi, Ascomycota, Sordariomycetes, Glomerellales, Glomerellaceae. The transcript has 2 exons. The record is from RefSeq and is a predicted model, not a curated record. Gene Ontology annotation, cellular component: nucleus. The coding region runs from base 160 to 1632 and encodes 490 amino acids. Gene Ontology annotation, biological process: base-excision repair; base-excision repair, AP site formation; nucleotide-excision repair.
CCCUCUUGCAUCUUGCAAAGUCAGUUGCGUCUUCGAUAUCGCAAAUACCAAGCCUGAUUUUUUUCCCCCGGUUUCGGCAGCUUCCACUCCGGAAGUCGACGAUCGGGUAGCAUCCAGUUCUCCGGCGGAUAGUAUGUGUUUUGGGAGCACACAAGAAAGAUGAGGACGUCAAAGGUCUCCAAAGAGACAUCGGCCCUCCUCAACAAGAUGGCCCGACCAUCCUCGCCGCCGACGACGGCACCGUCGCCACCGCAGCAUACGCGCAGGACGACGCGCUCCUCUCUCGCGCGGUUCGCGUAUAACCCAUCACCCUCUUCCGCCGCCGCUACCGUUGCCGCCGGCACGAACGCCGCAGCACAACCCGCAACGACAGCGGCGACGGACGCCAUCCACGAUAUCGUCCUGGGCGUCGCCGACAUCGAAGAUGCGGUCGCAAACACGAGGACCAGGAAACGCAGACGGAUCACCAAGACAAAGGAUGAUGCACUUAGCGCGGACACCGGGCACGGCGUAGCAAACGUCAAGAUCGAAAAGGCCGAGACGGAAAGCACGGCAGCGACGCAGCCGUCGCCCCCGCGGCCUCGGAAGGCCGCUCGUAAGCCGGCUCGCAUCAUCAGGGGCGUCGGCACCGCCGCCGAGCCUCGCGUCGAACCGCCCUCCGAUUGGGAAACGAUGUACGACGCGGUCAAGCAGAUGCGGCUGCACGGCACCGCGCGCAACGCCGCCGUCGACACCAUGGGCUGCGAGCGGCUCUUCGAUCCAGACGCCUCGGAGCGCGAUCGCCGGUUCCACAUCCUCAUCGCGCUGAUGCUCUCGAGCCAGACAAAGGACACAGUCAACGCAGUGGCCAUGGGCAGGCUAAUGGCGGAGCUGCCGCCGCACGAGCCGGGCGCGGCGGGCGGGCUGAACCUGGAGAACGUGCUCGCCGUGGAGCCCGCCGUGUUGAACGAGCUGAUUUGGGCGGUAGGGUUUCACAACAACAAGACCAAAUACAUCAAGGCAUCUGCUGAAAUUCUCCGCGAUAAGUUCGACGGCGACAUCCCCGACACAAUCGAAGGGCUCACGUCACUCCCCGGGGUGGGGCCCAAGAUGGCCUACCUCUGCCUCUCGGCGGCGUGGGACCGCACCGAGGGCAUCGGCGUGGACGUGCACGUGCAUCGCAUCACGAACCUCUGGGGGUGGCACAAGACGACGCAACCCGAGGCGACGCGUCUCGCGCUGCAAGGCUGGCUGCCCCGGGACAGGUGGCGCGAGAUCAACUGGCUGCUCGUCGGGUUCGGCCAGACCGUGUGCCUGCCGGUCGGGCGGAAGUGCGGCGACUGCGAGCUCGGGCUGCGCGGGAUGUGUCGGGCGGCGGAGAGGAAGAAGGUCAACGAGGGGCGUAGGGCGAGGGAGGUGAAAAUCGAGGUGAACGAGGAGGAUGGCGGCGGCGUGGUUAUCAAGAAAGAGGAGGUCGUCAAGGAAGAGGAAAUCAUACGAGAUAGGGUCGUUAGCAAGGCUACGGGGGAGCCCGAGUUGGGGGAUGGCGAGCAGCGGCCUGCAGCAGAAGGAGGAGGGCUGGAGGAGACAGCGAGUGCGGAUGCCCCGCGGAGAAGGCGGAAUGGAAAGGCAUCACCGCAAAGGCAUAAAUAGUCCGUCCUAGCGACUGGGGAAAAGGGGGGGAAGCCCACGCUGAAUAACUCGGGAGCUCCGACAUAAGAGACAC